UCCAUAUUGACAUUUUCCAGAGCUCUCUUCUGAGCGGAUCUCGCCCGCAUGGACCGCAUCUCGAUAGAGGAUCAUCGCUCCGCUCCCAUUCUGGACCCCCAGGUCUGACUCCAGAGCGCGGACCCCUCACUCGGCGGCCUCAGAGCAGCAUCACCUCGGACCCACAGCCGUCCCUCCUGAGCCUCUACGGAAACAAUCUGCGUCUGAUUUAACAGGGUGAGCGGACGCUGGAGUCAUGCGCUGGGUCCUAGAGCUAGCCUGUCUGAUGCUGCUCCUGCAGCUCUCUGCCGGAGCCCAGGGGAGGAGGAGGAAGGGGCAGAGAGACGACAACCAGGUCAUCCUGAACGAAGGGAAAGUGCUGGUGUGCCCGGUGGAGCUGAUGUUCCUGGUGGACAGCUCGGAGACGGCCAAGCUGCUGCUGUUCCAGAAGCAGAAGGAGUUCGUCCUGCGCUUCAGCGAGCGUCUGUCCCGUCUGCAGGCCCCCGGGUGGCGCGUGCGCCUGCGCAUGGCCGCCGCGCAGUACAGCAGCAGCGUGGUCGUGGAGCACAACUUCCGCGACUGGCAGGACCUGGACGUGUUCCGGGGCCGCGUGGCCGCCAUGGCGUACAUCGGCCACGGCACCUACUCGGCGUACGCGCUGGGCAACGCCACGCGGCUGUUCGGCCGCGAGACGUCCCCGGGCAGCCUGCGGGUGGCGCUGCUGAUGAGCGACGGCGUAGACCACCCGCGCAGCCCCAGCGCGCUGGCCGCCGCCGCCGACGCCAAGAACCACAACAUCAGGGUGUUCGCCAUCCGGCCGUCGGGCCAGCCCCGCGACGCCGUGGAGAGGCUGCGCUCCGUCGCCAGCGCGCCGCCCCACCAGCACGUCUUCAGCCUGGCCGACCCCCAGAUGGAGGAGCGGCUGUACAAGGAGCUGACCAAUGUUAUCCACCUUGGGUGCCCGCCACCAAAGUCCUGUCUGUGUGACAAGGGGGAAAGGGGGCACCCUGGCAGCCCGGGCAAGGCGGGCGAGCGGGGGUCCGACGGAGCCCCGGGUCCCCAAGGGCCGCACGGGGAGUCCGGCAUCAAUGGGCGCCCAGGAAUGGACGGCAUUCAGGGUCGUUCUGGUGUCAGAGGAGAAAAGGGGGAGUGUGGGGCUGUAGGCAGCCCCGGGCUUCAAGCAGAAAAAGGUCUGCAGGGGCUGGCUGGGGCCAGGGGGCCAAGAGGAGAGCAGGGAUCGAGGGGAGGACCAGGGGACCAGGGCCCUGAGGGACCCACUGGACCCAAAGGUGAAACGGGGCCCGCUGGGGCCCCCGGACAACAAGGGGACGUUGGCGUCGGUUUUCCCGGAGCGAAGGGAGACAAGGGGAACCAGGGGCGAGCGGGCCCCAGCGGGCCCUUGGGUCAGGGGGAACCCGGCCCCCCGGGACCGCCCGGACCGCAGGGCCUCCACGGGGCCCAUGGGGCCCCGGGGGAGGGGCUCCCAGGGUCAAAGGGGGACAGAGGCUAUGAGGGUCCCAAGGGCAAUCGCGGACCCCCGGGGGUUGGGCUAAGAGGAGACAAGGGCAGUGCAGGUGAGCCAGGCCUCCCCGGGCUGCUGGGAUUCCCGGGGGUCGGGAUCCAGGGAGAGAAGGGAGACCAGGGGCCGGUGGGCCCGUCCGGCCCCAGGGGGCCCUCAGGGCACGGUGCUGUGGGGCCCAAGGGAGACCAGGGGUUCCCAGGGGAACAUGGACCCCAGGGAGAGAGAGGCACCGGGGAGCCAGGGUCAAAGGGCGAGCCAGGGCCAGAAGGUACCGCCGGGUUACCGGGGAUCCCCGGGGAGGACGGCGCCGCCGGGCCCAAGGGUGAGAGCGGUUUGCCGGGUCAACGCGGAACAGAAGGUGCAGCUGGCAAAGGAAUCCCAGGAGAGAAGGGGGACAGAGGGGACCGCGGGAUAAGGGGGCUUCCAGGGGGCACGGGGCCGGUGGGGCCCGCAGGGGCUAAGGGAGAGCCAGGCAGCUUGGGCAUGACGGGAGUUUCUGGUCCUCCGGGCCGCGGCCUGCCUGGGCCGAAGGGGGAGUCGGGCCCGGUGGGCCCCAGUGGACCGGUGGGAGAGGCGGGAGUGGGCAUCACAGGGCCCAAGGGCGAGAGGGGACCCCGGGGGCCAGUCGGCCCCACAGGAGUGGCGGGGGAAGGUCAACCCGGACCCCAGGGGCUGCCAGGGUUACCAGGGCAACAAGGAGAUGUAGGACCUGAAGGCAAUGGGUUGCCAGGGACCAAGGGUAACCGAGGACCAGCGGGGGUCCCGGGCCCUUCAGGACCCCCUGGAGUCGGCCUUGUGGGGCAGAAGGGCUCUGCAGGGACGGUCGGACCCACAGGCGAGCCAGGGCUCCCAGGAGAAGGCAUUCAGGGCCCAAAGGGAGAGCAGGGGUUCCAGGGGAUCACGGGCCCCCGAGGGCCCCCGGGCCACGGUGUCCCAGGAGAAAAGGGCGGCAGAGGCUCCCCGGGGGAACGGGGCCGCAAAGGAGACCUGGGGGGAUUCGGAGAGCCCGGGACCCCUGGACCCACGGGGAAACCUGGGGAGAAGGGGCUGCGCGGGUUGAAUAGAGAAGAGGUCAUCAGAAUAAUCCGUGAAAUAUGUGGCUGCGGGCUGAAGUGCCGCGAGAGCCCCCUGGAGCUGGUGUUUGUGAUCGACAGCUCCGAGAGCGUGGGGCCCGACCACUUCGAGGCGGUGAAGGACUUUGUGAACGUGCUGGUGGACCGCGUGUCGGUGAGCCGCGAGGCCAGCCGCGUGGGCGUGGUGCUCUUCAGCCACGUGGCCAUGGUGGUGGCCAGCCUCACGCAGCACUCCAGCCAGGCCGACGUCAAGGCCGCCGUGCGGGGCAUGCCCUACCUGGGCGAGGGCACCUUCACGGGCAGCGCCAUGCGCCGCGCCGGACAGCUGUUCCGGGCGGCGCGGCCCGGCGUACGCAAGGUGGCGGUGGUGCUGACGGACGGCCAGGCCGACCGGCGCGACGCCGUGCAGCCGGCGGAGGCGGCGGCGGAGGUGCGGGCGGCGGGCGUGGAGGUGUUUGUGAUCGGCGUGCUGAACCGCAACGACCCCGACUACCUUGAGUUCCAGGAGGAGGUGAAGACCAUGGCUUCGGACCCCGACGACGAGCACGUAUACCUCAUCGACGACUUCAGGACCCUCCCCGAUCUGGAGAGCAAGCUACUGAGUCGUAUAUGUGAGCACGAUGACGGCACCCUGUUCGUCCCCAACUCCUUCAGCCCCUCCACGCCCGGGGAGAACGACCUACCCGAGACGCUAGACCAGGGUCAUGUACUCCAUUUACCAGAGGUCGUCACACAAAUCGACCUGCCGGGGGGGCCAGAGACUACCCCCGCCCCCGAGCCCACCCCAGACUACGACGACAGCUAUGAGGACGGCCUGGUGGACGCCAGCCAGGCCACGGCGCUCUACGAAGAGCCCCCCCGGGAGCAGGGGCCCCACACUGUGGAGGGGCCGCAGACUAAGGGCAACUGGCUGUACGUCAGGGAGACGACCCGGGCCCCUGGCACGACGACACCACUGCCAGUGCUCUACGGGCCAGAUUCUGGCUGUGACCAGCCCUUGGACCCGGGGCCUUGCCGGGAGUACCUGGUGAGGUGGUAUUACGACCCAGAGGCCAACGCCUGCGCCCAGUUCUGGUACGGAGGUUGCCAGGGCAACCAAAACAACUUUAAGGCCGACGCGGACUGUAGGGACGCCUGCGUCUACACGUAACAGACAUCAAGGUGGGGUGGGCAGGUGGUGGUGGUGGUGGUGUUGGGGGAGGGGGGGGGGGGGGGUCUGUGGCUCACUGUUGGACCUCAUGAGAUCAGGACCUCAGAGCGCUUGAACAUCAUCCCGCUCCAUUGACGGACAUUGUGGAGCAACAACAGAACACCGCGCCUUGAGUGAUAGACUCAUUAUUCGUUUAGAAGGAAAUACCACAAUACGCUAUUUACUUCUUGUCACUUUCUUCUUACGUUUUUUUUUACUAAUUUGUUCAAUCAUUUAUGUAUUUUCAGUGGGUUCAUUUAGGACACUUUAAUAAUACUGUGAAUAACCUUAACUGUUUUCAUGAAUAUGUUAAGGACAAUCUUUGGUGCUUAUCUGAAAAUGUUCUUAAUUAUCUAACAUCGUCAAAUCCAUAGGUUUUGUAAAGUCAGUGUAUAUACCAAAUAAAUGUAUCUCAACAAC
This is a messenger RNA of Gadus morhua (Atlantic cod), 4183 nucleotides long. It is a transcript of the gene col28a1a, whose product is annotated as collagen, type XXVIII, alpha 1a. NCBI's taxonomy places the organism in Eukaryota, Metazoa, Chordata, Actinopteri, Gadiformes, Gadidae. Bases 236 to 3724 code for a protein of 1162 amino acids. The transcript has 36 exons. Gene Ontology annotation, cellular component: extracellular matrix. The record is from RefSeq and is a predicted model, not a curated record. Gene Ontology annotation, molecular function: serine-type endopeptidase inhibitor activity.